AGGUUCUGACCGUCAGCGGGCCACUGCUAUCCGAGCAGGCCGUCGCCAUGAGCUGGGUGGCGACACAGUUUGCGGGCUACAGCUGCGAGUUCUCGCCUUUCCAGGGCAACCUGCUAGCGGUCGGCACCGCCCAGUACUUCGGCAUUGUGGGCAACGGGCGCCUGCACGUCUACGACAUCCAUGGGCCAGGAGGCAAUGUGGUGCCCGUGUGCGAGUGGAUCACGAAGGACGGUGUCUACGACACCGCGUGGAGUGAGGCCAAUGAGCACGUGCUAGCGACGGCCCAGGGAGACGGCACUGUCAAGCUCUUCGACUGGACCAGGCCGCACGGCCCCAUCAUGUCCCUCGAGGAGCACACGGCAGAGG
Molecule: messenger RNA, 366 nt
Organism: Prorocentrum cordatum
Lineage: Eukaryota; Dinophyceae; Prorocentrales; Prorocentraceae
Source: the annotation of a GenBank genome assembly